AUGUCAACCACUUUCCUAUGAAUGACCAGCUGCGGAAUAAAUUGAAUAAUGUUAAUCACCAAGUAGCUGGAAUUUAUUUUGUGUCAUCAUCAGCUUAAAUUUAUAUUUUAGCGUACGGAGAAUACUAGCAUAAUUUUUCGCUAUACAAUUAUUGCCAUAUUCACCUCAAGAUUUAUACUUGCUGCUUUUCAAAGUGAACGAGCUUUUUGAAAUAAAAAUGGACAAAAUUCCCACGGUAGACUUCUCGCACUUAUCCAGUGCCACUCCACCUUCUCAAAGCGAGUGGAAGGAGGCAGCAGAAACUGUUUUCAACGCUCUGAGUGGUAUCGGAUUCGUCUACUUGACCAACCAUGGGGUCCCUGACUCUGUGAUUGAAAAUGCUUUCACCGAGAGCAAGGAUUUCUUUGAGCUGCCCACCGAAACCAAGAUGAAAAGUUUGAAAGACAUUUCAAAGAGCUUUAAUGGAUAUGCCGCCCCAGGACAGGAAUCCCUGCAUAAAGAUGUCCCUUUCGAGCUUCGUGAAAGUUAUGACAUUUGUGGAAACCUACGUUAUUUUCCGGACACGAUCCGCCCAAAAUUCGGGUCGGCGAUGAAUGCUUUGGAGGAGGCGAGCAAACCUCUGAUAAAGAGCUUAUUACGCGUUCUCGCCAUCUCCCUCAAGUUGGAGGACACGGACUUUUUUGUUGAGAGGACAAAGGCGUUGGAUGAUUUGGACAUUCCGUCAUACACGACCAUCCGAUCCCUCUACUACCCGCCCACUUGGAACAAAAACAUUUCUCCCGGAACGGUUCGUUGUGGAGAUCACUCUGACUAUGGAACACUCACGCUACUCUUCCAAGACGCUAUCGGUGGUCUGGAGGUGAAAGCUGUCAAUGGUGAAUGGGUUAGUGCUGACCCAAUCCCAAAAACGGUACUGGUAAACACGGGGGACUUAUUGGAAUUUUGGUCUGGAGGUGUUUUCCCUGCUACGCAUCACCGGGUACUAAUUCCGGAGCAAGAAUUAAGACAGAAAACUGCUCGACAAUCGAUCGUAUAUUUUGUCCAUCCUGAUGAUAAAGUGGUCAUUCAGCCACUAAGCCAGUCGUCCACAAAUCAACAAAAUUAUCAGCCCGUUACAGCCAAGGAACAUGCUGAAACGAGGUUGCGAGCUAGCUACAAUUAUUAAUUAUUAAGAACCUUGUGAAAUAAUAAUCUCUGAAACAAUCCGAUAAUAUUAGCACAAAAUAUUACAAACAUUUGAUUUGACAUCACUAUUCAUACAAAACUGCUGAUUCUUAUUGAGCAGAUUUAAUCAAAAAUUGUAUAACUUGAUUUUCAAUGAAGAAAGAAGUACAAUAUUUUAUGUUUAUCUGUUUGUAUCAA
Messenger RNA from Folsomia candida, 1362 nucleotides. RefSeq names its product UPF0676 protein C1494.01. Gene Ontology annotation, molecular function: dioxygenase activity. The record is from RefSeq and is a predicted model, not a curated record. Bases 218 to 1165 code for a protein of 315 amino acids. Lineage: Eukaryota; Metazoa; Arthropoda; Collembola; Entomobryomorpha; Isotomidae. The transcript has 7 exons.